ACGUGAACUGUCAAAACACGCGCGCACUGUCUCGUGUCCCCUUUGCCUGCUGUUGUAACAGUUGUAGAGGACAAGCAAGGUUCACGAGAAAUGGUUAACGAGACAUUUCCCACAACAUGUCGUAAGUUGAAACAGUAGACUAGCUUGGGAAUAACGGCUGCCAUUAUUUUCGCCUUGUAACGACGAGAGGCUUGAACGCCAGCUGUCCGCCAUGUUCAGGAAGAGUCAAAACGUCAAAUACCUGCUCAGUCUUGUGCCGGGAAAACGCCGCUUCGGCACCUACCGAUUCCUCCCCGUCUUCUUCUGCAUCGGCGGCGUGAUGGAGUGGAUCAUGAUCAACGUCCGGAUAGGAAAAGAGACUUUCUAUGAUGUCUACAGGAGAAAACAGUCAGAGCGGGAGUACCAGCAGAAGAUUUCAUCUGGUUUGACCGUUUUUCAGGAGCCCACAGCCAAGUGACGAUGAGGAUAAUGAUUAUGAUGAUGAUGGAACACUCAGUGAUGAAGACACAGGUGUGACCUUGGGACACGUCCUUGACACCUGGACACUUUGUUUCUGUCAGACUGGAACAGACUUGCCACACUAAAGGUUUAAAAAGACUUUAUAAAAAAUAUGGAUGUUUGUAUUGGUAUAAAGGUACUGUGUGUUAUAUUUUAACUUCAGUAAAUCAUAUCCACAUUAAUUUUGAGACAUGAAUGUAAUGACCAGAAACGUCAAGAACACUGCAUCAGAGCACAAGAGCUGUGUUCCAAAGGCAUGCUACAGACUAAUAUUAAACAGUAUACAGUAUCA
Messenger RNA from Myripristis murdjan (pinecone soldierfish), 790 nucleotides. It is a transcript of the gene uqcc5, whose product is annotated as ubiquinol-cytochrome c reductase complex assembly factor 5. The transcript is spliced from 2 exons. Bases 212 to 457 code for a protein of 81 amino acids. The record is from RefSeq and is a predicted model, not a curated record. Lineage: Eukaryota; Metazoa; Chordata; Actinopteri; Holocentriformes; Holocentridae.